UUCACUUUCAAUAAGUGGACGAGAGAGGGAAGAUCGGUGUUCUUCCGAUUAGUCGUGCUUGUUAGAUCGUAUUGAUAAUCGCUUGAGUAAUAUUGAAGACCAAGGACGAUGUAUGUGUGUUUUAAUCUGUUUAUGUUAAGUAGCUAUGUUUUUUAAUGGCAAUCUGUACCUACAUUGCUCUUUAUCCGUAAACUAAAGGAAGGUAAAGCAAAGUUAGUUUGUAGUGUGUCUGCUACACGGCUGAGGAAGGCUGCCGAGCGGCGCGGGGCAAUAACCAUGCCCGAGCUUUCCAAGAUGAGGAAGCCCGAUGUCAAGGUUGUCAUUCUGGGUGACAUGAACGUUGGGAAGACCUCACUGCUCCACAGGUACAUGGAUAGGAAGUUUAAAGACACCAUGAGCACCGUCGGAGGGGCGUUUUUCCUCAAACAGUGGGGACCCUACAAUAUCUCAAUUUGGGACACUGCUGGUCGGGAGCAGUUCCACGGGCUGGGCUCCAUGUACUGCCGGGGCGCUGCUGCUGCCAUCCUCACCUACGAUGUGACCAACUGGCAGAGCCUGGCUGAGCUGGAGGAGCGCUUCCUGUCCCUUACUGACACGGCCAAUAAUGACUGCAUCUACGCCAUCGUGGGCAACAAGGCUGACCUCACAGACCCCCAGGCCCAGCUGCUAGCCAACCAGGAUGGCCUGACAGCGGACCAGAGAGUGGGGGACUGGGAGAGGACUGGGGAGCCCAGGGUGCCUUCUGCCUGUCCCACCCCUCCAGCCUCCCCCAUCUCCCUGUCAGGGGUGUCAGUCAACAAGCAGGUGAGCCGGGAGGACGCAGAGGCGUUGUAUGGGAGGAUCCUUAGAUACAAGGGUCUGGAAGAGACGAACAGCCUGCCUGCGGACAAGAUGUGCUUCGAGACUAGUGCCAAGACAGGCUACAACGUAGACGCUCUGUUUGAGACGCUGUUCGACAUGGUGCUGCCCUCCGUCCUCAAGAAGAGGACUGAGCGAGAGGGAUCGCCCACCGUGGACCUGGAAGAGUGCAAAGGGACAGGAAAACGGGCUAGGGCCGCCUGCUGCUAGGGAUUAGGGGUAGGUGGGGAGGGAUGGAUAAACUGUUUGGGGGUUUUAGACUGACCGUAAAGAGAGGAGUUCAUGUCAUCUCUGUAUUGGUCUCCCGGGACAUUCUGAGAAUUUUCAGCGGUGACUGUUUGAUAUAUACACACACACACACCUGCACACACAUUCUUUCAAUCAAGCUGUCAAUCAAAUUAAUAAUUAAAACAAGUAAUUUAAUUAUUCUUUCAAUGAGCCGGAAAGUACUAUAUUGGAGAGCUGGAGUAAGGCGUUCUUGGAUUUUAAACAUCUUCGAGAGGUUCUGUAUGGACUUGAGUUCAGGCCAGAAUUUCUGUAUGUGUAGAGCAGGUUAGCGUUUUAUGUAAUUAAUCUUCUCGGCAGAGUGGUCACUAGCUGGCGCAGCCACAGUCAUAAAAUCAGAUUUUAAACUGAACCACACUGCUAACCAUAACCUUAAAUUAAGAGCAAAAAGCUAUUUUUUUGUUUUCAUGAAUUUUUAUAAUAUUGCCCAUUUUGACUUUGCAGGUGGCCAAUCUAUUGGCUCUAGGGCAAGAUGCAUGACAUGUCAACCUGGAUAUGGGAAAUAGACUACUGGUACACAGUUCACCUGUUUUAUAAAUCAAUCAUUGAAUUUUUGUUCAUGUUUUGGAAUGAGAAUGUCACUAACUUUGUUUCCAUCCACGAUGGACAGCUGUGAGGGAAACAGGACGUUUCGGUACAGUUUUAUAAAUGCCAACAGAUUUGUUCGUUUGACAUGGUGGCAUCUUUCUGUCGGCGAAAUUAAAUGCGAGAGAAAUAGAGUUGGAAAUGCCUUUAUGCGCAGAUAUUGUUACAAUAACCAGCAUAUCGAAGUAAACUUGGAGUCACGCGAUAUGAUGUGUGUGGUCCCCCAAUACGACUCGGGAAAACGUAGUUUAUUAGGCUACAUAGAAGAUAAGUUAUGAUGAACUUUACAGGGUGGUGAAAGUGCAUGGUGACGAGAGAGAUGGUCCUUUUCAAUAAAUAUCAAGUGACGUGUGACGUGAUUAUCGAUGCUUGACUGCCGUUUGACCAAUAAAAAUAUCCAUAAUCUCAUCACGUAGACUAAGCCUACCCACACUGUCUCUGUGAGCUGUUGGUUAGAGCACACGUGCCAAGACCAGAGUAGCACAUUUGCUAUUUUAACGCAAUAGAUUUUAUGAAAACUUAAGCGAAAGUAUAUUUUGUGUGCAAUACGUCAUCACGCACAGAUUUUUAAUUUUUACCCGCAACAAAUCUGUUUGGUAAAAGCACACCACGGGUGAGAAAGUAUUCCGAUUUUCUUUUCGUGGUUAGAAUAUUCACAUGAGAAUUUGUCACCAAAUGGAUGGAAACCUAGCUACAUAUGGCAUUGUUCAACAGCAGUAAUUGUUUGACUACCAGGGUGGCCACACUGAAUUGUGUAAAUUAAUCCUAUUUUAAAGAUGUUUUAAUGUGUUUAACAAUCAGGCUUUACAUUUGCAUCAGGUGUGUUUUGUUGCAUGUUUUUUUUUUUUUUUACUGAUUCCUUUUUUCAUGUAAUUUGCACCAAAUCUACACUACAGUAUGUGUAAGAUACAAGUUUGAUAUUUUCAAAUAUACGAUAAAAGAUUAUUCUCAUUUAGAAAUAGGGGGAUAUAGAUUGUUUGAGCUAAAGUGAGAAUGUCAAUGCAUGUACCACCAGCAGAAGUAUAACAAACAACAUUUUUAUUUUUGUUAUGACUCAAUUACAAUGGAUUCAUAGCACAUCGAACUCAUGGCCAAUUUGACAAAAUAUAUUUUUAGUUCUGGGAAACAUAAAAAUCAAGUUCAUUCAGUGGAUAUAAAUAUACGUAGGAACGUAAAUCAGUGCAUUUUGUGACCAAAACAAUAUAUGAAUGUAAGAUUAGGGUAAGAUCAGGGUUAUAUAUUGAUACAUACACUUGAUAUAUUGCUAACAAACAGUUUGCACUGUAAGGCCUCUUGAUGCAUAAAUGUUAUGUGAGAAGACUUGAUGUAAAGCAGAUUAAUACUGAAUGUUAAGAGCAUUUCUUCUCACUUAAACCUCAACCAAACCUCAAUUACAAUUGGUAGAGGGUCAGUGUUAGUGUCGUGGCAUUACUGUAUACCUGAAUAAAACGUAAGCGCACUUAAAUCUAAAUAACUGAAGCAGUGCACACACACACAAUCAAUAUUAUCAAUCAUUAGCUUCAUUGAUAACUGAAGCAGUGUGUACACAGGCAUCUUUGGUUCUUUCAGCUGUAUGUUCUUGGUAUGGUCAGUUAAACAUGUUUGGUACAGUGCAUACGGAUAGUAUACUUUUUCCAAUUUCACACACAUUCUUUCAAUCAAGCUGUCAAUCAAAUUAAUAAUUAAAACAAGUAAUUUAAUUAUUCUUUCAA
Molecule: messenger RNA, 3440 nt
Organism: Oncorhynchus tshawytscha (Chinook salmon)
Lineage: Eukaryota; Metazoa; Chordata; Actinopteri; Salmoniformes; Salmonidae
Gene: rab20
Product: RAB20, member RAS oncogene family
Exons: 2
Coding region: 277-1068 (263 amino acids)
Biological process (GO): intracellular protein transport
Cellular component (GO): endomembrane system
Molecular function (GO): GTPase activity; GTP binding
Source: RefSeq, a predicted model, not a curated record